GUGAACCAACGGACUUAUAUAUAUAAAAAAAAAAUUCAAAACAUGGCAUCAAAGCCAUUCUUCUUCACGUGGCCAUCUCAUAGAGUGGCUUGAGGCUUUUUUUUUUAAGUAAAAGGGGGAGAGUUGUUGACUUCAGAUCCCUGGUUUUCUUCCGCCGAGAGCGAAACCGCUUCUCCUCUGAAGCCAACUUUACGCUUCUCAAAGGCCGAGUCUCUACGCUUCCGCAAGCAAGAAGCUGGGAGGCAAAGCCUUUGGUUUAGGGUUACCUUUUCUUCCAUUUUUUGCAAACGAAAUCUACCCUUCCCCUGUUCCUGGGAGGAAAUUGGUGUCUUUUAGGUGAUUGAUUGAGGGAUUUAGAUGGUGGUUCGAUAUAUUUGCGGGCGAUGACUUAUCGGGCACAAUCCGUGGAUGAUAUCGUGGUUUCGGGACAGAAGAUGGGAAUCGGGGACGAAAGUGGGGAUUAUGUGAGGUUGGGUGAUUUGGAGGCAGGGAGGUUUGUAGGGGUACCGGGGCAAUGUUGUCCGAGGAAAUGGAGCUCUCUCUGGUGGUGGAUGAAGGUGGUUUUGUUGUCCCUUGGCUUGCUGGCAGGCGCGGUGGCUCUCAUUCUCUGCGUUGGCCCCGUUAUCAUCAAAAAGAGCCCUGUCAGAUCGCUUUCUGCGCGCUGUGCAAAUUACUUUGAGGUGGUUAUACCAAUUUUGGACUGGGAAAUGAAUACUUUUAGCAGGCCAGUUCUUGGACUGUUAAUUUUUACUGCUAUUGCAUUAUUUCCUGCUCUAUUGUUGCCCUCUUCUCCUUGUAUGUGGAUAGCUGGGAUGACAUUCGGCUAUGGUUAUGGCUAUCUGUUAAUUAUGGCAGGGACAAGCAUAGGCAUGUCAUUGCCAUUUUUAAUUGGUUCUCAUUUUCAUCAUAGAAUACAUAGGUGGUUGGAAAAUUGGCCUGAGAAAGCAGCUAUUGUAAGAUUAGCUGGUGAAGGAGAUUGGUUUCAUCAAUCUAGAGCUGUAACUCUAUUGAGGAUUUCUCCAUUUCCAUAUCUUAUUUUUAAUUAUGCAGCUGUGGCAACAAAUAUCAAGUAUGGUCCAUACAUAUGUGGUUCACUGGUAGGAACAGUGCCCGAGAUCUUUCUAACGAUUUAUAGUGGGAGACUGCUUCAGGCCUUGGCAGAUGCUACCAGUAGAGGUGGCUUCCUUUCAGUGGAGCAGAUCCUUUAUGAUGCUCUUGGCUUCCUUGCUGCCAUAGCCGCUACUGCAGCCAUCACGAUCUAUGCCAAGAAAACUCUUCAAAAACUCCAAGCUGAGGAUGAGCUCAGUUAGCCCCAGGCAGUUCAUCAACCUAAGCAUGGACAACAGCAGUCGAUGCUUGCGGUGGAGCAUUCAUGGGGCACUCUCUGCUGUUUUCUUCUUUGCCCCGAUGGGCCGACAGGCAUUCUGAUUUGUGAACAAAUUACUUACACACUAUACCUUGGCUCCAGUGUUAGAAAGAAAAGCUUUGCAAUUAGUAGCAGAUACUAGAAAGAAACUCCGACAUUAUUUAUUGAUCUUUCAGAUAGGGAAGAAAAUGUGUUAAGUUAUAGAUUUCUCUUGUCUUUUUUUUUUCUUCUUUUUGCUUAUUUUGAACAAAAAGUUAUGAAUGCCAUCUAUCUAACCAUUGCUUGUAAAUGCCAUCUUCCAAGUUGUCGGGUUGUUACCAGGACAUUUAUUGCAUCAUUGAUCUAUAAUAUUAAAGCUGUUCUUCAA
Molecule: messenger RNA, 1733 nt
Organism: Elaeis guineensis (African oil palm)
Lineage: Eukaryota; Viridiplantae; Streptophyta; Magnoliopsida; Arecales; Arecaceae
Source: RefSeq, a predicted model, not a curated record